This is a messenger RNA of Lactuca sativa (garden lettuce), 1653 nucleotides long. RefSeq lists its product as uncharacterized. Gene Ontology annotation, cellular component: eukaryotic translation initiation factor 2B complex. Gene Ontology annotation, molecular function: guanyl-nucleotide exchange factor activity; translation initiation factor activity. The record is from RefSeq and is a predicted model, not a curated record. Lineage: Eukaryota; Viridiplantae; Streptophyta; Magnoliopsida; Asterales; Asteraceae. Gene Ontology annotation, biological process: translational initiation.
AAUUAUUACACUUGUUUCUUUCUUCUUUAUCACAGCUUCUACUUUCAGUUUUCUCCUAACUCGCAAGCGUAAAAGUUGGGAGGAAUCCGACGGAAAUUUACCAACUGGUUUUCACGGUUUCAGAUAAACCUGUGUAUCAAAUCGACCAAUUCCCCUUUUUCUGUUGCCCUAAUUCCACAAUUGUCCUCUGCAGGUGUGAUAUACUGCAAUCAUGCCGGACACACAUGCCCUAGUUAACGAUUUCUUAAACAAACUUAAAAAACGUAAAAUCGAGGGUUCAAAGACCACUGCGAAGAUGACAGCAGAGCUUCUUCGUUCCGUGAUAUCACAGCAAAGAAUUCCUAACACGAAUCAAGCUGGGGCUCUUAUUCAGGCCAUUAAUGCUAUUGGAGAACAGCUUGUUUCUGCAAAUCCUGUGGAACUUGCUGUUGGUAAUAUUGUAAGGCGUGUACUACAUAUCAUUAGGGAGGAAGAUCUUUCACUCACAACAGCUUCCAUUGGUGGAUUGAGCUUACAAGCUUUGAGUGAUGAUGAAGACAAUGUUGAUAGAGAUGAUCGACCUGUUCUGUCAGCUGCUGCUGUUGCUGCAGCAGCUAGAAGCACUCUCAGAGCUCCUUCCUUGCAAACCCUUCUUGAAGAUGUCCCUCACUCUGCAGCUAUUCAUCAAUCUUCCUCUUCUGCUGGUGAUUCUGAAGAAAAAACCAAAUCUACUGAUAAAAAUUCAAGGAGCCGAAAGCUCAAGCAUAAUGUGAUUGAGACUGUGAAUGAUCUUAUUCAAGAUAUUGCCACCUGUCAUGAACUGAUAGCAGAGCAAGCAGUGGAGCAUAUUCACCAUAAUGAGGUUAUAUUAACCUUAGGCAGUUCAGGAACUGUAAUCGAAUUUCUUUGUGCUGCUAAGGAGAAAAAAAGAAACUUUCGUGUUUUUGUAGCAGAAGGUGCUCCAAGAUAUCAAGGGCAUACUCUUGCAAAGGAACUGGUUGCUAGGGGACUACAAACAACUGUAAUCACUGAUUCUGCUGUUUUUGCCAUGAUUUCACGUGUGAACAUGGUUAUUGUUGGGGCCCAUGCUGUGAUGGCAAAUGGUGGAGUGAUAGCUCCUGUUGGGUUAAAUAUGGUUGCAUUAGCAGCUCAAAGACAUGCUGUUCCUUUUGUUGUUCUUGCAGGCAUUCACAAGUUGUGCCCCUUGUAUCCUCACAACCCGGAGGUGUUACUGAAUGAGCUCAAGUCCCCAUCUGAGUUGCUAGAUUUUGGGGAGUUCUCAGAUUGCAUCGAUUAUGGCACCGGCACUGGUUCCCCUCUUCUUCAUGUUGUAAAUCCUGCUUUUGAUUAUGUACCGCCAAACCUCGUCAGUCUAUUUAUCACCGACACGGGAGGGCAUAAUCCAUCGUACAUGUACCGAUUAAUUGCAGAUUACUACUCUGCUGAUGAUUUGGUCUUGCAACAGAGGCCUAUCUCUUCUUGACUUUAUAUAAAUAAAUAAUCCUUAUGAGUUUUUGGAGUGCAUGAGAAUUGGAAGUGCGACAGUUUUGAAGGGGCUAAGCCAUUAAAGGAGGACUUAUUUGUAAUGUUGAUUACUAGAAAAAGAUGGAAUGAAAAUAAGGAUUACAUUUGUGUUAGUAUGAGUUUAUAAAUGGCAUAUGCCAUUCUCUUAAA